Messenger RNA from Malania oleifera, 2235 nucleotides. RefSeq names its product protein WHAT'S THIS FACTOR 1 homolog, chloroplastic. Gene Ontology annotation, molecular function: RNA binding. Lineage: Eukaryota; Viridiplantae; Streptophyta; Magnoliopsida; Santalales; Ximeniaceae. The record is from RefSeq and is a predicted model, not a curated record. The transcript has a single exon. The coding region runs from base 232 to 1824 and encodes 530 amino acids.
CUACCUUGUUAGAUGAAAGAGAUCGGAGAACGCAAAACUGCAAGCUGCGGUGCCGGAAAGGGUUUUACCAGAAACACAAACCCUAACUCGGACUUUGCUUUCAGUCCUCCACUAUAUUCAAGCAGAGGUGGUGAGUCAUCUUCGUAAAUUUUGUAUUUCUUUUCCUCUACACUUUUCUAAUGUUCUCUCAUCAUCAUAAUUUUUUAUCGAACUCAAUCCCUUGAAGCUAUCAUGGAACCCAAUCUCUGCCUUUCUUCCCCAAAAGCUUUAGCAUGUACUCAUUCUCCCAUCUUUCUCCCAUACAAGGCCCCUUUCCUUGAAAAUUCGGGACUUUCUGUGAAGUCCCAUCUCUCCUUCCCAUCAAAACAAGCGGAGAGGACACAAUUUUUUGGCCAAGGUUUGAUUUUACGAGAGAAAAACGCUGCUUUGGUUAGUUCGAGAAAGGCCCAUGUCCCAUUUCACCCAAUAAGAGCUUUUGUGAAGAGAAGAAAAGAGCUUCCCUUUGAUAAUGUUAUCCAAAGAGACAAAAAGCUCAAACUGGUUUUGAGGAUAAGGCAUAUUUUGUUGAGUCAACCUGAUAGGAUAAUGUCGCUUCAGUACUUGGGUAGAUUCAGGCGGCAUCUUGGUAUUAAGAAAAAGCGAAGAUUCACUGCUUUAUUGAAGAAGUUCCCUGCGGUCUUCCAGAUUGUGGAAGAAGGGGCUUUUUCACUUAAAUUCAAAUUGACUCCGGAGGCUGAGAGACUCUACUUGGAGGAGUUGAAAGCUAGGAAUGAAAUGGAAGAUUUAGCAGUUGUCAAGUUGAGGAAAUUGCUGAUGAUGUCGGCAGAGAAGCGGAUUCUUUUAGAGAAGAUUGCUCAUUGGAGAACUGAUUUUGGGCUUCCAUUUGAAUUUCGCGAUACAAUCUGUCGAAGGUAUCCCCACUAUUUUAAGGUCGUACCAACUGCGCGAGGCAAUGCUCUAGAAUUAACUCAUUGGGAUCCCAGGCUUGCUGUUUCUGCAGCUGAGCUCUAUGAAGAAGAAAAGCGCGCGAGAGUGUUGGAAGAGAAGAAUCUAAUUAUAGAUAGACCCCUUAAAUUUAAUAGAAUUAAUUUACCAAAGGGUCUUAAUCUUCCUAAGGAUGAGAUGAAAAGGAUUUGUAGGUUUAGAGACACGCCUUACAUGUCGCCAUAUUCUGAUUUUUCUGGAUUGAGGUCUGGUACAAUGGAGAAAGAAAAGCAUGCUUGUGGGGUUGUUCAUGAGAUCUUGAGUCUCACUAUUGAGAAGAGAACACUUGUGGAUCACUUCACUCAUUUUCGAGAGGAGUUCAAAUUUUCGCAGCAGCUGAGGGGGAUGCUGAUAAGGCAUCCUGAUAUGUUCUAUGUGUCCUUGAAGGGGGAUAGGGAUUCAGUUUUCCUCAGGGAUGCAUAUCAUGAUUCUCAGCUGAUUGAGAAGGAUAGGCGGUUGCUCAUUAAGGAAAAAUUUCGUGCACUUGUUGAGUUUCCCAAGAGGAGUGCACAUAAAAGUGAUAUAGAUGGUGUAGAAGGAUCUGACAAUCCCGAAGGUGGAAGUGCUGGGGAGGAGGAAGAAGAAUGGUCUGAUGUGGAUACUUUAUUGAUUGAUGGACUGGAUGAAGAAGAAGAAUAUGAUGACGACGAUGACGAGGCUGACUAUGAGGAUGAUUGGAGUGAUGAAGAUGAUGAUAUGCCACCAGAUUUCUAUGGAGAUGAUAGAACCCCGAAGCUUGAAUCAGAUCAAAUGAUUAAACAGGCUAAACACUUAACUAAAAAUGAAGAGAAGGUGCUUGUUCCUGCAUUUCCUGAUGGUCGGAGAAGAGAACGGUGGUAAAUGAUAAAAAUGGCCCUUGUCUAGAGGAUAAAAAUGCUUUGGUAAAUUGAGUUACAAGGCCUUCUUAUGUGCCUUGGAGUACCAGUGCACUUUACUGCUCUCUGAGGUUCUUUAUCCCUUGAUAAAUGCAAGAUGCAAGAUCUGGUUCUUCAUUCUUGCAUGAGGUUCAGGAAAGUGCUCGAGGAAAGAAGCAGAGAUUGAUAAUAAAUAUUUUUUUCCUUUGUCUUUAUGCAAGAUAAUUAAAGGUUUUAGUUGCUCAUGAAAGCACUCAACAGAAACUAGCAUAGCUCAUCUCUACUGUGUAACAAUAUAUGACUUUUGUUAAUAUAAUUGAUUAAUAUCCUGUAAGAGCACUGAACAAGUAUCUCUGUGUGAAUGGCAUGUCAAUGUGAAGCUUUUCUUUUUCUUUAA